Molecule: messenger RNA, 4087 nt
Organism: Lemur catta (Ring-tailed lemur)
Lineage: Eukaryota; Metazoa; Chordata; Mammalia; Primates; Lemuridae
Gene: POLH
Product: DNA polymerase eta
Exons: 11
Coding region: 537-2666 (709 amino acids)
Biological process (GO): response to radiation; error-prone translesion synthesis
Cellular component (GO): replication fork; nucleus; site of double-strand break
Molecular function (GO): damaged DNA binding; DNA-directed DNA polymerase activity
Source: RefSeq, a predicted model, not a curated record
AGGCACGACAGCUCCCUUGGCGGGACCACGUUGGUACCGGGCCGCGGCGGGCUGAGGGGGUGGGGAGCGGGAGGAGGAGCGUGAGCAGCAGAAGCUGGAGCCGGGAAGGAGCAGCAGCUGCGCACGCGCCCGACCCGCCACUGCGCACGCGCCCGCGGAAGUCGUGACUCCCUUGUGACGGUCCCUCCUGGGUGGGCGGAGCGAGAGACGGAAGGGCCGCAGUGCGCAGGCGCGUCAACGGCUUUUCGCUGCGCGCGCGGUGUCUGACCUCAGUCCCGCGAGGUUGCUGCUGAGUGCUCUGUCUUUGCUGAACGCCGUCGCGCCCAGCGGACGGUGGUUCUGGCAGGAUCCUUUACGACUCCUGUUGCGCUUUCUCCAUCGUCACGGAGAAUAACUCUCUCUCAGAACUCGCUGGCCAUCUCCCAGAAAGGCGAUAAGAUAUUCAAGAUCUCUUCAUUUUCUUCCGUUGGACACCGAUCCCAGCAUCUACGGCAUCCGCUGUGGGCAGUUUUGCUGGGUGUUUGUUGCCUUGAAAAAUGACUACUGGACAGGAUCGCGUGGUUGCUCUUGUGGACAUGGACUGUUUUUUUGUUCAAGUAGAGCAGCGGCAAAAUCCCCAUUUGAGAAAUAAGCCUUGUGCAGUUGUACAGUACAAAUCAUGGAAGGGUGGUGGAAUAAUUGCAGUGAGUUAUGAAGCUCGUGCAUUUGGAGUCACUAGAAACAUGUGGGCAGAUGAUGCUAAGAAGUUAUGUCCAGAUCUUUUACUGGCACAAGUUCGUGAGUCCCGUGGGAAAGCUAACCUCACCAAGUACCGGGAAGCCAGUGUUGAAGUGAUGGAGGUAAUGUCUCAUUUUGCUGUGAUUGAACGUGCCAGCAUCGAUGAAGCUUAUGUAGAUCUGACCAGUGCUGUACAAGACAGACUACAAAAGCUACAGGGUCAGCCUAUCUCAGCAGACUUGUUGCCAAGCACUUACAUUGAAGGGUUGCCCAAAGACCCUACAACAGCAGAAGAGACUGUUCAGAAAGAGAAGAUGCGAAAAGAAGGUUUAUUUCAAUGGCUUCAUUCUCUCCGGUUCGAUGACAUGCCCUCUCCAGACCUGAAGCUCACCGUGGGAGCAGUGAUUGUGGAAGAAAUGAGGGCAGCCAUAGAGAAGCAGACUGGUUUUCAGUGUUCAGCUGGAAUCUCACAUAAUAAGGUCCUGGCAAAACUGGCUUGUGGACUAAACAAGCCGAACCGUCAGACCCUUGUCUCACAUGGGUCAGUCCCACAGCUCUUUAGCCAAAUGCCCAUUCGCAAAAUCCGUAGUCUUGGAGGAAAGCUAGGGGCCUCUGUCAUUGAAAUCCUAGGGGUAGAAUACAUGGGUGAGCUGACCCAGUUCACUGAAUCUCAACUCCAGAGUCAUUUUGGGGAGAAGAAUGGGUCUUGGCUAUAUGCCAUGUGCCGAGGGAUUGAACAUGAUCCAGUUAAACCCAGGCAACUACCCAAAACCAUUGGCUGUAGCAAGAACUUCCCAGGAAAAACAGCUCUGUCUACUCGGGAACAGGUACAAUGGUGGCUUUUGCAGUUAGCCCAGGAACUAGAGGAAAGACUGAAAAAAGACCGAAAUGAUAAUGACAGGGUGGCUACUCAACUGGCUGUGAGCAUUCGUGUGCAAGGAGACAAACGUCUCAGCAGCCUACGCCGCUGCUGUGCCCUUACCCGCUAUGAUGCUUACAAGAUGAGCCAUGAUGCAUUUGCUGUUAUCAAGAACUGUAAUACUUCUGGAAUCCAAACUGAAUGGUCCCCUCCCCUCACAAUGCUUUUCCUCUGUGCUACCAAAUUCGCUGCCUCUGCCCCUUCACCUUGCACAGACAUCACCGUCUUCUUGAGCAGUGACCCAAGUUCUCUGCCAAAGGUGCCAGUCACCAGUUCAGAAGCUAACACCCAGGGAAGUGACCCAGCGGUGACAGCAACUAAGAAAGCAACCACCUCUCUGGAAUCAUUCUUCCAAAAAGCUGCAGAAAAACAGAAGGUCAAAGAAGCUUCGCUUUCAUCUUUUACUGUUACCACUCAGGCCCCCACGAGCAAUUCACCAUCCAAGUCAUUACCUUUCCAAACCAGUCGAACAACAGGAACGGAACCCUUCUUUAAGCAGAAAAGUCUGCUUCAAAACCUGAAGCAGCUUAAUAAUUCUUCAGUUCCUUUCCCUCCACAAAAUCUACAGUCCAACUCUAAAGGGUUACCAAAUCAUUUUCCAACAGAGUAUACAGAUUGUGCCCCUGUUUGUGAAGGGGCGUUGAAGCUAGAAUCCUCUAAAGCAACUCCUGCAGAGAUGGAUUUUACCCAGAACAGCCCAAGCAUGCUUGCUUUUUCAGCUUCCAAGUCUGCUCCAGGGGUGGCUCACAAGGUAACUACCACCCCAAGUCUUCUAGCCGCUGAGGACCAACUGCCCUGUGAGAAAUGUGGCUCCCUGUUACCAGUAUGGGACAUGCCAGAACACAUGGACUAUCAUUUUGCACUGGAGUUGCAGAAAUCCUUCCUGCAGCCCUCAAACCCCCAGGUUGUUCCUGCCUUGUCUCCUCAAGGCAAAAGAAAUCCCAAGAGCCCUUUGGCCUCCAGUAAUAAACGGCCUAGGUCUGAGGGCAUGCAGACAUUGGAAUCAUUUUUUAAGCCAUUAACACAUUAGUGCUGCCCUCAGGCUUGCUAUAGGAUUUUAAUAUUUUAUCUGUAACCUGGGACAUGGAAAUAUGUUCCCUUCUCAGGGAAAUCCAUAACUUUAUGAAAAUUUUAAUACAAAAUAAUCCAGUUAGGUGCCAGAUUAAGGUUCCCAUCUCUUCACAGACAUAGAUUCUAAUCCCAUUGCUGACAGAGAUGUAAAAAUUCAUCCUCUCAUUGAGUUUUUAAUCUGUAGUUUUUAGGGAGGCAGUGUCAUAUUGUAAAAAGUAUGUGGGCCUUGAAGCCUAAAAGAGACUGGUUUCAAACCUAGCCCUCUCCGCCUCUUAUUGCAGUGACUUUGAGCAAGUCACUUUCUUUACUUCCUCAUCUGUAAAACUGAUAUAAUACCUUACAGAUUAUUUUAAUCUUCAACUUAGAGUUGGCACAGAAAAUGAACUAAGUAAAAAACAAGAAGUUUAAAAAAAACAACAACUUCUCCCCAGUUUGGUGACAGGGGCAAUUUCAGAUAAUGCCUUGACGAGAAUUCCGUAUUUUCCGUUGGAAAAUGUGAGGUGAAGAAUCCCUAAAAGCGCUGUAGUAACUAGAGCAGGGCAGGUUCUGUAAAAGCUACUCAAUAAAUGCUGAAUCUCAUACAGGUAAACCCUAUUAUAGCCUCAGUUCUAGCCACUGGUUAGCCAUUCUACUUCUGCAUUUUAUUCUAAUGUAGAACGAGACUGCCACUGGCCAGUUCGGGAACUCUGUUUAGAUUUGGUAAAUCAUAGUCAAAACUAGAUCAUCUCUAGAACCUUGCUACUCUGAGUGUGAUCUGAGGAACAGCAGCAUCGGGAUCACCUAGGAACUUGUUAGCAAUCGUCUUAGCCUCACCACUACUACUGCAUCCAAAUCCGCAUAUUAACGAGACUCCCAGUGUGUAUCUUAAAGUUUGGAAAUACUGAUCUAGAAGAUACCAACAGCCAGGUUUGUAGAGAACAAUAACAUUUCCUUAAACUCACCUUAAGAGGUGAGUGCUUGGACCUUUGGGGUUACUGGCAUGUUCAUCUCUUCCUUACUGAAGUAUAAAUAUUUAGCUUAGGGUUUUAAAUUGAUUAUUGUAGCUUUUGGCACUUGUCCAUGUUUAGAGUACUGUAUUUUUAAUCUCCGUUCUUAUGUGUGAGAAGUCAGCUUUUUUGGCUUGAAUUACACAGGGAACUCAACUGAAGAUGAACUGAGUUGGUGGUGGUAGGUAGAGAGAAUAGUGUACAUCUCCCUCCUUCCAUACAUAUACACAAACCAAUGUUUAGCUUAUUUAUAAAUGGGUGAGGAGUCUGUAUUUAGUUUGAAGAACAGGGGAAGGUUUGAAAACCAUUGGAUCUAACAUUAUUUUUUCCUCCAAAAAUAUUUUCUACUUUUAUGGCACUUGAAUAUCCAAUAAAGAACUGUAUUCACUAUGUA